AGAAGAAGAUGAAGAAGAAGAAGAAGAAGAAGAAGAAGAAGAAGAAGAAGAAGAAGAAGAAGAAGAAGAAGAAGAAGAAGAAGAAGAUCAACAAAUAGAAGUUUUUUUUUUUUUUUAACUAGCUGUCCGUAUCUACAGUCCUCAUCAGUUAAUAGUGGUAAUAAACUGUGUUUACAAACCGACAAUAAACACCAGCAAAAAAAGAACAAACGGAAGUGAUGACCAACAGAUGCGGAAGUAGCGAAGCAAACCCGCGAAAUACAAGAAUGGCCGUAGGAGAAAGAAACGACUCCUCGGCAUGUUGAACCUCCCAAAAGUUUCUCUCCACAUCAGGGUCACUUAGAGGAAAAAAGACACGUCUGUCUCCAGAACGUGCCGCUUUAUCAUGUUGAUGAGCCCAGAACAGGAGGCCCUGAUUGGCCGAGUGUUCGAAGCCUACCUGACAGAGCAUCACCAUGACGACAUUCUUCAGCUUAACACAGAUGCCAGUGAGGAGACCCAUUAUCCUGUAGUGGUGAACGCCAUGACGCUGUUUGAGGCUAACAUGGAGGUCGGGGACUUUUUCAAUGCUUAUCCCAACGAAGUCCUGGCUAUAUUUGAUGACGUGUUGCAGAGAAAAGCCGUGGAGAUCUCAGAUGAUGCUUCCAGAGUCAAGCAGCAGAGACUGAGACAAACUCUUCACACUCGAAUCACAGGUUUACCGGUGUGUCCAGAACUGAUCCGACACACCAUUCCCAGAUCCAGAGAUGUUGGACACUUCCUGUCUGUGACAGGGACCGUCAUACGUACCAGCGUUGCCAAGGUUCUGGAGCAUGAGCGGGACUACAUGUGCACAAAGUGCAGACACGUUUUCAAGGUGCAGGCAGAGUUUGACCAGUUCUACACCUUCGUCCCACCUGUGAUCUGUCCCAGUCCUGUUGGCUGUAACUCGUACAGGUUCAGCUGUCUGUCCGAUGGAUCUGAGCCAGCUGCCUGCAGGGACUACCAGGAGAUCAAGAUCCAGGAGCAGGUGCAGAGGCUGACGGUGGGCAGCGUUCCUCGUUCUUUAGUGGUGGUUCUGGAAGACGACCUGGUCGACAGAUGUAAAUCUGGAGACGACGUGACCGUCUUUGGUGUGAUAUGUCUCCGCUGGAAGCCGUUUUCUGACGGCGCUUGCUGUGAUGUGGAGCUGGUCCUCAAAGCCAACAACAUGGAGGUGAACAACCAGCAGGCUGCUGCUGCGCUACUUUCCAAGGAUGUUCAGAGAGAGUUUGAGGAUUUCUGGAGCAGCUACAGACACAAUCCCAUCGCUGGAAGGAACCAGAUCUUGUCAAGUCUGUGCCCGCAGGUUUUUGGGAUGUAUGUGAUCAAACUGGCCGUGGCCAUGGUGUUGGCUGGUGGGGUGCAGAGAACAGACUCUUCUGGAACCAGAAUCAGGGGUGAGUGUCACAUGCUGCUGGUUGGAGAUCCAGGUACCGGGAAGUCUCAGUUCCUAAAGUAUGCAGCUAAAGUCGUGUCCCGAUCUGUUCUUACUGCUGGCAUUGGAUCAACUAGUGCAGGCCUGACAGUUGCUGCGGUGAAGGAUGGAGGUGACUGGCAUCUGGAGGCCGGAGCCCUGGUUCUGUCCGACGGAGGUCUGUGCUGCAUUGAUGAAUUCAACAGCAUCAAGGAACACGACCGCAUCAGCAUUCAUGAGGCCAUGGAGCAGCAGUCCAUCAGUGUGGCCAAAGCUGGGAUAGUGUGUAAGCUGAACACCAGAGCCACCAUCUUGGCAGCUACCAACCCUAAAGGCCAAUAUGACCCCAAUGAGCCUCUUUCUGUCAACGUGGCUCUGGCCAGCCCUCUGCUGAGCCGGUUUGACCUGGUUCUGGUUCUGCUGGACACCAAAAAUGCAGAGUGGGACCGGAUCAUCUCCUCCUUCAUUCUGGAAGAUAGAGGACUUCCUGCUGAGUCCUCUGCCUUGUGGUCCAUGGAGAAAAUGAAGGCUUAUUUUAGCGCCAUAAAGCAGCUGCAGCCUCAGGUUUCUGAGCAAGCCAACUGCAUCCUGACCCGGUACUACCAGCUGCAGCGGCAGAGCGACACUCGCAGUGCUGCCCGAACAACCAUCCGCAUGCUGGAGAGUCUGAGCCGACUGGCUGAAGCCCACGCCAGACUCAUGUUCAGAGAGACCGUAACCAUAGAGGACGCGGUGGUCGCCGUCUCUGUCAUGGAGUGCUCCAUGCAGGGGGGCGCUCUGCUGGGAAAUGUGAACACGUUACUGACCUCGUUCCCUGCUGACCCUGUUCACCAGUAUUGGACUCAGUGUCAGGCUCUGCUGGAAGGACUGGACCUGCCUCUGUUGCUGCACCAUGAGAUGGACAGACUGAGCAGACUGAGGAGCAGCUCCUCAGAGGAUCUAGAUCCACAUCAGCUCAGCACCUCAGACUCCAUCAACACAACAAGAAGCCUCAACAUCAGCACUGAUGGGACUGCUGGUGUCUCAGAGGAGGGAGGUCUGGAUGGGUUCUGCACCAUCAGUCCACCGGUUACAUCCACCCAGUUCAACCAGAACAGGAGCCUGAACUCUGGUUGGUCCAUCAAACAUCUGAGCUGUCAGACUGAGGAGGAUGAUGUGAGUAACACUGAUACUCCACAUCUUCUGGAAACUUCAACCUUUGCUUUAGAAGACAAUGAAAAUAAGAGCCGAGGGGACAGAAGGAAAAAUGAAACCUGUCAGGAGAUGUUUGGAUCUAAGUUUCACGAGGUUUCCAGAAAUCUGAUGGACAGGAGAGUCCAGUAUGAUGAAGAGAACCGAGGAGAACAUGGAGAUGGAGCUCCACAUCCCGCUUCAGAUUACCACCCAAACACUCCAUCAGCUCAAGAUGGAGACAGCAGACAGGAGGAGGAGGAGAGGGGCCUGAUAGGGAUGAAAAACAGCAGAGAAAAGAUGGAAAACCACACAGACCUUCAGGUAAAGCUGUCUGGUUUUAUCUUCAAACCAAAGAAGAUGAGACCUUCUGUUCAAAACAUCGCCAUUCCAGCAGAGAAACAAAUAAAUCCAGGACUAAACCCACAGAACCCACAGAACCUGCUCAGACGGCCGGACCCGAACCCACAGAACCUGCUCAGACGGCCGGACCCUGUCCCACAGAACCUGCUCAGACGGCCGGACCCUGUCCCACAGAACCUGCUCAGACGGCCGGACCCUGUCCCACAGAACCUGCUCAGUCGGCCGGACCCUGUCCCACAGAACCUGCUCAGUCGGCCGGACCCGAACCCACUUCCAAAUGCAAGAAAGAGAAAAAUGAGAGAGAAGGAUGAGACAGAAAAUGGACCUGAAGCUGGUUCCUCAUCUCUAUCAGGAAGGCUGCGAGAUGUUGGUUCCCUUAGAAAGCAUGAGGUGGAGCAUGGAGAUGUUAAAGAGAGGAAAUACAUGGCUGUCGUCUGUUCCGAUAACUCGCCUAACAUCAGAAAUCCCCGAUCAGCCCAAACCACGACAGCUGUGGCUUCCUCUGCUGCCGCCAAACUCUCCAGAUUCUCCUUCUCCUCCAUCGAUCCGCCCACUGCUCAAAGCAACGAGACGAAGCGUCCUCUUCAGAGAGACGGUGUUGAAUUGAACUCCUCUCAGAGGAGGACAGAACCUGCAGAGAACAUGGAGGAGGGGACAACCCAAGCAGCUGCAGGAGACAAACAACCCUCUAUAAAACAGACAGACCUCUGUCCUCCUGCUAUCUUCAUGGUUGACGACGGUCCAGUCGGCAGUCUGAGGAAAAGGGGGUGUUUCCGUCUCGGCCCAGCCAACGACUCUUCCAAGCCUGUCCCAUCGGGAUGGUCUCUGUUCACUUCCUCCGAAUCAUGUAAUGAUGUUCUGGAUAUGGACUGGGACCAAGAGGUUUUAUAAAGACCCCCAGAGCCUGAAACCACCUGCUCUCAUCCCAGAAAAGACUAGCUCUUCACCAAAUCUGCACUGGAUUCGCAUCCGAUCUUUACUGGAUCUUCACUGGAUCAUCAUGACCACAACUGAACCUCAGUCUGAAAGUGUGUAUUGUUUCUGUCAUUUUCGUGGGUGCAUGUGUGUUACAGCUGAGGCUGAUUGGCUGGAAAUUUCAUUAAACAAGCUUUCUGUC
Messenger RNA from Melanotaenia boesemani (Boeseman's rainbowfish), 4085 nucleotides. It is a transcript of the gene mcm9, whose product is annotated as minichromosome maintenance 9 homologous recombination repair factor. Lineage: Eukaryota; Metazoa; Chordata; Actinopteri; Atheriniformes; Melanotaeniidae. The record is from RefSeq and is a predicted model, not a curated record. Gene Ontology annotation, cellular component: MCM complex; nucleus. The transcript is spliced from 16 exons. The coding region runs from base 386 to 3859 and encodes 1157 amino acids. Gene Ontology annotation, molecular function: single-stranded DNA binding; single-stranded DNA helicase activity; ATP binding. Gene Ontology annotation, biological process: double-strand break repair via homologous recombination.